CUUCUCUUCCGGGGCCCCAGUGUACCCAGCUCACUCACCGUCACCGUCACCGUGCCCGGCCUCUCUACCUCGGGCAACACUCCGCUUGGUAGCCGAGUGGUCUCCCUAUCCUUCUUUUUAAUUCAUGCUUUGACCGUCCCAUGCUCAGCAUGCGGAAUGUCAAACGAGCUCAGCAGAGAUGACACUACCAUUCGCCUCGGUCGCCUUGAGGCGAUCAUCCUCCCACCUUUAUGCAGGCGUUAGAAGUUUCUCUAGCUCCGCUUCGAGAGACGCCUCAUGGGGGUUCAUCGGUCUAGGUGCCAUGGGCUUCCCCAUGGCCAAAAACCUACGAGCUAAAAUUCCCGAAGGCGACAGCCUCACGGUCUUCGACGUGAGCCAAGCUACUCUUGACAAGUUCUCGGUGGAAGCCACUCCUACAGGCGUGGUGAUUGCUAAAUCCCCCCGUGAAGUGGUGGAAAACGCGGAUUACAUUGUCUCCGCACUCCCUGAGCCCAAACACGUCAAGGCCGUCUUUGACGAAAUCCUUGCCACCUCCCUGCCCAAGGCUCCCACAGAGAGCAACCGGUUGUUUAUUGACACCUCGACCAUUGAUCCUACCACAUCUCGUACCGUUGCAAAGCUGGUCAAAGAGAAAGCAGGCGCCACAUUUGUCGAUGCUCCCAUGUCUGGCGGUGUGGUCGGAGCUGCUGCUGGUACCUUGACUUUUAUGAUUGGAGCAGAGAAAGAGGAUGUACCUGCGGUCGAGAAGAUCAUGUUGCUCAUGGGAAGAAAAGUAUGGCACAUGGGCCCCCAAGGCACAGGACUCAGUGGCAAGCUAGCAAACAACUAUGCUUUGGCAAUCAACAAUAUUGCCGCGGCUGAAGCUAUGAAUCUCGGUAUGAAAUGGGGGAUUGAAGGCAAGGCCUUGGCUGAUCUGAUCAACUCGGCCACUGGUAAGAGCUGGCCCAGCGAAAUCAACAACCCAGUGCCCGGUGUGAUCCCAACAGCCCCCUCAAGCAGAGACUAUGAAGGAGGUUUCGGAAUUAGUUUGAUGAAUAAGGACCUCCGACUUGCCAUCACGGCAGCUGCGGAAGCUGAUGCGAAGCUUGUUCUUGCACAGAAGGCCAAGGAGGUGUAUGAUGACGCCGAAAAGACCCACAAGGGCAAGGACUUUUCGGUGGUGUAUAGAUGGCUGGGUGGAAAGGAGUAGGCGUGUCACUGUCGUGAGAACGGCAUGAUGGAGCUGAGCUUCCCGCAAGCGGACAGCCAGAGAAUGUUCCAUUUUUCUACGCUAUAUCAAUCCAAAGUUGAUUUGACUCCUGUAAAUAUAA
Molecule: messenger RNA, 1310 nt
Organism: Exophiala mesophila
Lineage: Eukaryota; Fungi; Ascomycota; Eurotiomycetes; Chaetothyriales; Herpotrichiellaceae
Product: 3-hydroxyisobutyrate dehydrogenase
Exons: 3
Coding region: 179-1189 (336 amino acids)
Biological process (GO): L-valine catabolic process
Cellular component (GO): mitochondrion
Molecular function (GO): NAD binding; 3-hydroxyisobutyrate dehydrogenase activity; NADP binding
Source: RefSeq, a predicted model, not a curated record